Fundulus heteroclitus (mummichog) is the source of this 1232-nucleotide messenger RNA. Its product is annotated as caspase activity and apoptosis inhibitor 1. The transcript has 6 exons. The record is from RefSeq and is a predicted model, not a curated record. Bases 116 to 1087 code for a protein of 323 amino acids. Lineage: Eukaryota; Metazoa; Chordata; Actinopteri; Cyprinodontiformes; Fundulidae.
CCACGAAGAAGAAGAAGACGACGCGGAAGCGGAAAAAAAUAUGUGGUGACGUUAUUUGUACAUAAACCAGCAUAGCUUCUGGGCUUUUUUUUGCAACAACAGUUUAUUUUUAAAUAUGCUGAAAAAGAAAACCAGUGGCCCAGAGAAGAAAAGGAAACACUCUCGCUCCGAGGAGCGACAGAACAGCAGCAAGCGCCGCAGCUCAGAGUCCCAGUUAGAGGACUCCAAAGAUGCGCUCGCCGACGCCGAGCUGGACCGGGUGGGCAGCGACAUCGAGGAAGAUGGACUGGACCUGAGCGUGCCCUUCCAGCCCAUCAAGGCGUACAUCGGCGACAAGCGGGAGAUGCUGGAGCAGUGUUUCCGCGUGUUGGGGGAGAAGAAGCUGCGCAAGAUGCUGCCCGACGAGCUGAAGGAGUGCAGUUUGGAGGAAAUCAAAACGCUUUGCUGGGAGCAGCUGGAGCCAAUCCCAGAGCAAAGCCUCUGUCAGAUUUUAGCAGGGGAAGAGAUAAGUGCGGGAAACGGUGACGGAGGGACCUCCGAGAGCCAACAGGACAAUAAUGUCGACUCCACUUCCUGCCUGAAAGAAACGGCUAAAACCGACGACGCAAGGCAAGAGGGCGGUGGCUCUAGCGAGGAGAGCGACGUCCUGAGCAUUAACGCCGACACGUACGACAGCGACAUCGAGGGGCCGAAGGAGGAGCAGGCCGUCAAAGCCGAGGAGGAGGAGGAAGAGACGCCGGCGGCGAAAGCGGACGGCGGCGAAAGCGGGCGGCGAUCCGACGCGGCCUCCGUAAGCCCCGCGCCGGCGGCUCCGGAUGCGAAGAAGGACAUCCAGAGCGACAUAGACAGAAGCGUCAGCGAGAUCCUGGCGCUCUCUACGGCGGCGAGCAGAGAGGAGGCAGGAGAAGCGGGCGGGGGGAAACCGGCGCCCGCGGGCGACGACGCGGCCGUCCAAGGGGAGGCUUCGGUUUGUUCGCCGUCCAUUCAGCAGCUGGAGCUGCUGGAGCUGGAGAUGAGGGCGAGGGCCAUAAAGGCUCUGAUGAAAGCUGGCGACAAGAAAAAACUUUGUAUAGCGAGCAACGUUUAGUCGGUUUCUGUCAACGGUUUUAGUCGUUUAGGUCUUUCCGCGCGGAGCUUUUGUUCAUGUUUGACUCGUAGACCUGGACUUUACUCUCUUUUCCGGGUACCUGGAGAUGUGACUGAAUCAUUAAAAGGUUAUUUUUCUCAGCAUA